This is a messenger RNA of Molossus molossus (Pallas's mastiff bat), 1659 nucleotides long. It is a transcript of the gene ST6GALNAC3, whose product is annotated as ST6 N-acetylgalactosaminide alpha-2,6-sialyltransferase 3. Gene Ontology annotation, biological process: oligosaccharide metabolic process; ganglioside biosynthetic process. Lineage: Eukaryota; Metazoa; Chordata; Mammalia; Chiroptera; Molossidae. Gene Ontology annotation, molecular function: alpha-N-acetylgalactosaminide alpha-2,6-sialyltransferase activity. The record is from RefSeq and is a predicted model, not a curated record. The transcript is spliced from 5 exons. The coding region runs from base 1 to 966 and encodes 321 amino acids.
AUGUACGAUAGAAAUGCCUUCAGGUCAUUUAUUCAUUCUUCUCUCCCUUUUUUAAAUGUUUUGCAGAGAAAGUCUGUGAUUGCAGUGAGCUUCAUAGCAGCGUUUCUCUUCCUGCUGAUCGUGCGCCUGGUAAACGAGGUGAAUUUCCCAUUGCUACUAAACUGCUUCGGACAACCUGGCACAAAAUGGAUACCAUUCUCCUACACAUACAGGCGGCCUCUUCGAACUCACUAUGGCUACAUAAAUGUGAGGACGCAAGAGCCUUUGCAACUGGACUGUGACCUUUGUGCCAUCGUGUCCAAUUCAGGUCAGAUGGUUGGCCAGAAGGUGGGGAAUGAGAUAGAUCAGUCCUCCUGCAUCUGGAGAAUGAACAAUGCCCCCACCAAGGGCUACGAAGAAGAUGUUGGCCGCAUGACAAUGAUUCGAGUUGUGUCCCAUACCAGCGUCCCACUUUUGCUAAAAAACCCCGAUUAUUUUUUCAAAGAGGCAAACGCUACUAUCUAUGUGAUUUGGGGCCCUUUCCGCAACAUGAGGAAAGAUGGCAAUGGCAUCGUUUACAACAUGUUGAAAAAGACUGUUGACAUCUAUCCAAGUGCCCAAAUUUAUGUCACCACAGAGAAGCGCAUGAGUUACUGUGAUGGGGUUUUUAAGAAGGAAACAGGGAAAGACAGAGUGCAGUCUGGCUCUUAUCUCAGCACUGGGUGGUUUACCUUCAUUCUGGCCAUGGAUGCCUGUUACGGCAUUCACGUCUACGGGAUGAUAAACGACACCUACUGCAAGACAGAAGGGUAUAGAAAAGUCCCCUACCAUUACUAUGAACAAGGAAGAGAUGAAUGUGAUGAAUAUUUUCUUCAUGAACAUGCCCCUUACGGAGGCCACAGGUUUAUCACGGAAAAGAAAGUGUUUGCUAAAUGGGCCAAGAAACACAGGAUAAUAUUUACACACCCAAACUGGACAGUGUCUUGAUGUUGGUUUUUCUGCUCAUGCCACAACACUUGACACAAACAUAUACUGCAACUGUGAUGCUAACGAUGCUAUGAUGAUGAAUGGUGAUGAUAAAGACAACAGUGGUGAUGAUCGAGCUCCUAUACAUUCUCAGACAUAGAUAAUGACUCUGCCAGUAAUUUGAACUUGGGAUUCCAUGCAGGGUGAUUGUGCUCAUUACAUUCUUUCUGAAGGUUCAACAUUACAUAUUGCACUUUAUAAUUUAACUGGAAUUGCAAUGAAGGCAAGUAACAUGACAGCAGUGACCUAAGAAAUAAGAAGAUUAUUCUACAAAUAGUUUCCCAAAAUUCUUGAACAGUGAGUAGCUUUUCAAAGCCACGGGAUUCAUCCUCAGGAGGCAAGGUUAUUGACUCUGUGGUCUCUUGAACUUGAGCAGCUCCCCCAUCUUAAAGGAUGUUUGAGUGUCAAACACGGACCCAAGAAAUGCCAGUUGGGUACAAGUAUUUUACCACAGUUACUAGUCAGACUGAGGGCAUGAAAGGAAUCUCUUUCUGACUUACCAUCUUCCUACAGUACUUUCUACCCAUAGGAUUACUUUACUGUCUCAAACACUUCAUUCAAAAUGGGCCAAGUAGCAAAUCUUGAUGAAUUUCCAUCCUCACCACUCUAUUCUUACUACUACAAACAAUAUGACUAAACAUGCUACUGCAAUGA